AUGAUUAUCCGAAAUGCAACUCCGGAAGAUUUAAUUAAUAUGCAACAUUGUAAUUUACUAUGUUUGCCAGAAAAUUAUCAACUUAAGUAUUAUUUUUAUCAUGGGUUAUCAUGGCCACAAUUAUCUUAUGUGGCAGAAGAUGAUAGUGGAAAAAUUGUUGGUUAUGUUUUAGCUAAAAUGGAAGAUGAUGGUGGUGAAGAUACUAUUCCUCAUGGUCAUAUAACUUCAUUGGCUGUUCGUCGAACACAUCGUCGUCUUGGUUUAGCUCAAAAACUCAUGGAACAAGCAAGUCGAGCCAUGGUUGAAAAUUUCAAUGCAAAAUACGUUUCAUUACAUGUACGUGUUAGUAAUCGAGCUGCUUUACACCUUUAUCAAAAUGCGCUCGGUUUCGCAAUACAUGAUCGUGAUCCACGUUAUUACGCUGAUGGUGAAGAUGCAUUUUCCAUGCGACGUGAACUUACCUUGGCUACGAAAGCAUAA
This is a messenger RNA of Rotaria socialis, 480 nucleotides long. The record is from the annotation of a GenBank genome assembly. Lineage: Eukaryota; Metazoa; Rotifera; Eurotatoria; Philodinida; Philodinidae.